Pseudozyma flocculosa PF-1 is the source of this 1218-nucleotide messenger RNA. RefSeq lists its product as uncharacterized. Gene Ontology annotation, biological process: L-valine biosynthetic process. Gene Ontology annotation, molecular function: ketol-acid reductoisomerase activity. Gene Ontology annotation, cellular component: mitochondrion. The record is from RefSeq and is a predicted model, not a curated record. The transcript has 2 exons. Lineage: Eukaryota; Fungi; Basidiomycota; Ustilaginomycetes; Ustilaginales; Ustilaginaceae. Bases 1 to 1218 code for a protein of 405 amino acids.
AUGAACGCCAACGUCGCACGCACCGCCCUCCGGGCCGCAUCUCGCGGUGUCGCCCGCCGCGCCACGGCCGGCUCGGCGCGAUCCCUCUCGCUUGCUGCCACCGCCACCCGCCCCGCGCUCGCCAAGAUGACCGCCGCCCCCGCCGCCUCGCGUGGUCUCAAGACCAUCGAGUUCACCCAGGGCAUCCCUGAGAAGGUCUACGAGCGUGAGGACUGGCCCAUUGAGAAGCUCCAGCAGUACUUUAAGGACGAGACCUUUGCCAUCCUUGGCUACGGCUCGCAGGGCCACGGACAGGGCCUCAACAUGAGGGACAACGGCCUCAAUGUCAUCGUCGGUGUCCGAAAGGGCGGCAAGUCUUGGGAGGAGGCCAUCGAGGACGGUUGGCAGCCGGGCAAGAACCUCUUCACGAUCGAGGAGGCCGCGGCCAAGGCGACGACGGCGAUGCUGCUGCUGUCGGACGCCGCCUGCACCAGCGUCUACAACUCGGUCAAGGACAAGAUGCCCAACUGCAAGACGCUCUACUUCUCGCACGGCUUCCAGGUCUCGUACGCCAGCGAGACGGGCUUCGAGGCGCCCAAGGACAAGGACAUUAUCCUCUGCGCCCCCAAGGGCUCGGGCCGCACCGUCCGCUCCCUCUUCCUCGAGUCGCGCGGCAUCAACGGCUCGAUUGCCGUGCACCAGGACGUCUCGGGCAAGGCGCUCGAGAAGGCCACGGCCAUGGGCGUCGCCGUCGGCUGCGGCUACCUCUACGAGACGACGUUUGAGCGCGAGGUCUACUCGGACCUCUACGGCGAGCGCGGCUGCCUGAUGGGCGGCAUCCAGGGCAUGUUCAAGGCGCAGUACGACGUUCUCCGCGCCAACGGCCACUCGCCCUCGGAGGCGUUCAACGAGACGUGCGAGGAGGCUCUCAUGUCGCUCUUCCCGCUUGUCGGCGAGCACGGCAUGGACUACAUGUACAAGGCCUGCUCGACGACGGCGCGCCGCGGCGCCCUCGACUGGGCGCCCGAGUUUGAGAAGGCGUGCAAGCCCGUCUUUGAGCGCCUCUACGAGUCGGUCCGCAACGGCAGCGAGACUCGCCGCGCCCUCGAGUUUGGCAACCGCAAGACGUACCGCGAGGACUUUGACAAGGAGACCGACGCCAUCGCCGCCCAGGAGAUGUGGGUCGUCGGCCACAAGGUCCGCGCCCUCCGCCCCGAGCGCGCCGCCAAGGGCCUCUAA